AUGGGCGUCUUUGGAGAAAAACAUACAUCGCUGACACGCGAGCAGAAACGCCAACUGAUCCGUCAAGCAGACACUUACAAGCUUAGGCCAACAGAGGUGUGCGAUUGGGUUCAGGCCACCUGGGGCCUCCGGAUCGCACGAGUAACAGUUUAUUCAAUCCUGCACAAACAGCGUGCUUCGCUUAUGGCUGGUCAUAAGGAUCUUUACCAAUCUAUCCAUAAAGACAGUAAUAGUGGCGCUUCUACUGCUGCAUCCUCCUCCUCUAAGAAUCCCAGCUUCACAAAUACCUACUCUAGUUCUCAGGACGCCUGUCUCGAAGCGAAUAAGGAUUCAGGGCGAGUCAACAAGUAUCGCACAAGUGGCAAGCGUUCGCGCAGCUCAAGCGCAAAUGCCUCUAGUAGUGUCGCCAGUGACUUGUCACAGCCAGAUAACUACACUGCUUCUGAAGGUACUCGAUGGGAAGGGCAACUCAAGCGCGUGCGAGAGCCGGCUUCGGUUGAGCUGGACCGAGCCAUGGUCCAGUUCCUAAAGUCCUCAGCAGCCGUCGAUGCGCAUGGCCGCCGACUCAAUGAUGCUGAGCUACAGUCUCAUGCUCUGCGCCUCGCUCGAGGCAUUCCCAGCGCUAGCCGAAUGCGGUGCUCUUUCGGUUGGCUCAGACAUUUCAAGCGCAGGCUGGGUGUCCAGUGGGCUGCGGACCGGCUCGGCCGAUACAGAUGGAUCAUCGAGACAGACCCAUUUGGGCCUUCAACAGAUACAGAUUCUCAGCCUUCUUCGGCUGCUGAAGUGGCUCCUCCCUCGGCUGAGAAGUCUGCAUCUGCUCACAAUUAUACGCCUCGCCGCAAUGCCUCCUCAAGACGCCAAGGCAAGAGGGAACACGGCGAUAAGGCAACACAAUCGGAAUCACAUUCCUAUCUUCAGCAAACCUCGGAUGAAGUUGUGGCAGGUCAUGAGGACGAUUCUUGCCAAGAAUUGUCGGGGAAGGACUAUGAGCUUUCUCCUGAAGCUGUCCAUUCCCUUGAGCAAAGCAAGCGCAAUCGGUCUACUUCGACGUCAACCUCUAAUACUGACCUACCUAAUGCAGACUCUUUCAGCCUAGAUCAAUUGCAGCAACCGCGUCGCAGCUUAGAUUUGCAUCACCACCAGCACAGGCACUAUUCGUCCUUAGCAUCGUUCCCCUCCCACACACUGGAUAUCCCUACCUCGUCACUCGCCCAUCCCUCGCAUAGCACCUUCCUCAGUCUUCAUUCGCACACUACUCAUUCCUCUAUCCUUGACUCUUUUCCCAGCCUGUUUGACUCAUUGCCUCCUCUGCAAACUGCCCCAGCCACUGUUCCCACUUCCCAACUCUUACCUAAUAACACAACUCUUAACAGCUCGAACACCAAUGCCAUCCACACUUCAUCGUCACCAUCCAAUACGGAUGUUAAUAUGAACCCUUCGCAGUUUGGUAUGAUGGUAGAUGGUGGAAUGCGCAAAGUUCCUUCUAAGGAUGAGGCCUAUGAGAUGCUACAGAGCUUGCUUCUCUAUUACGAACAGGACCAGCACCAUGGGGGUGGGCAACAAACACUCCUCCUUCCUCGUUGGAUUCAUCAACAAAGACAGAUUAUGCAGGAAACUGAUGAGAAUGAUGCCAGCUUGACAUGGAUGCGUCAAAACUAUCCUCGUGCUAAUAACAUCAACCAUCAACAGACUCAGACUAGCCCAUUGUCGUCCUCUGUACCUGCUACGUUUGCUCCUCAUCCUCUUUCACUGGCUUCGACCUCUCAGCAUCAGCCACAUCCUCUAUCAGCUCAGUCGCUAUCAUAUACCCACUCCAAUUUCUCACAGACUAGUCCUAUUCAUCCCUCACACCGCUCUGCUUCUUCAAGUCUUUCGCCACCAUUGUCGCCAGCUUCGACGUCAAGUCCAACUCCCAGUACAUUCACCUCUUCAUCACUUGACACUGGAGUAGGAGGAAUCAACAGUAAUGGUAUCAGUAAUAGUGCCACCAGUAACAAUAACAGUAUACAUCAUAGCAUGAGUGGUUCAGCUGGUCUGAAUCACUUCAAUAUCAGCUCUGCAUUCCCUUCAUUGACAUCCUCUAUUGAGCAACAAAUGUUCUUUGCACACCAUCAUGCCAUGCAGCAGCAAUUUGCAUUUCAACAACAACAACAACAUCAUCAUCAGCAGCAACAGCAACAGCAACAGCAACAGCAACAGCAACAGCAACAGCAACAGCAACAGCAACAGCAACAGCAACAGCAACAGCAACAGCAACAACAACAACAACACCAGCAGCAGUGA
Molecule: messenger RNA, 2283 nt
Organism: Lobosporangium transversale
Lineage: Eukaryota; Fungi; Mortierellomycota; Mortierellomycetes; Mortierellales; Mortierellaceae
Exons: 2
Coding region: 1-2283 (760 amino acids)
Source: RefSeq, a predicted model, not a curated record